This is a messenger RNA of Xenopus laevis (African clawed frog), 2048 nucleotides long. RefSeq names its product TNF receptor superfamily member 1A L homeolog (gene tnfrsf1a.L). The coding region runs from base 369 to 1637 and encodes 422 amino acids. Gene Ontology annotation, biological process: signal transduction; inflammatory response; tumor necrosis factor-mediated signaling pathway. Gene Ontology annotation, molecular function: tumor necrosis factor receptor activity; tumor necrosis factor binding. Gene Ontology annotation, cellular component: signaling receptor complex; membrane raft. The transcript is spliced from 10 exons. The record is from RefSeq and is a predicted model, not a curated record. NCBI's taxonomy places the organism in Eukaryota, Metazoa, Chordata, Amphibia, Anura, Pipidae.
UUCCUGAAACUCUGCUUUACUUGAAUUCAGGAAGCUUUUCCCCCUACUGAGAGAGACACCGAGACGGGAGGGGAAGGGGAUUGGACAGUCUGAGUGACACCAGGCAGAGGGAGAUACAGCAGCAGCCGUCAGAGAGUCAAGUAGAGAGACAGAUAGAGACCACUAUAAAGAGACCCCUGAGGAUGUGCAGCUCCCAUAGGUGCCACUGAUCAGAACUGCACAAAAGCUGAAUAAAGGGGAAAUUGCCCAAAGAGAACAGACUUUCCUUGGCACCAGCUGGUGAGAGAAGGGCACAGAGUGAAUGUGACAGCUCUAAAGAGGAGACGUGGGGCAUUGGACAGUAACAAGUCAAUGAUGAGAAAAGUGAAAUGAUUUAUUGUCUUAAAAUAAUCCCAGGGACCUGGAGGAUGACUGGCCACCUGCUGCUUAUGGUCUUAUGGCUCGGGGUUGUUCCCAGCUUUUCUAUCGAUAUCCCAUUACCAGCUGCUAUUCUGAUCAGAGGAGAACCUGUAGGGGUUACAUCACUUCUGAGUCGACAGAGAAGGUCCCACCUGGAGAAUGUCACAGAGGAGGAGAAAUGUGCGGACGAUGAAUACAAACCCCCGGAUCUGAAUCAUUGCUGCAAGAAGUGUGCGGCAGGUUUCUAUAGGACCCAGCAUUGUCCUAAAAAGAACCAAGUAACACAGUGUCUUUCUUGCAAACCUGGCACCUAUACUGAAGUAUCCAACAGCAUAACAAAGUGCAGAAGGUGCUCUUCAUGCACUUCCCAACACGGGCAUGUGAUUGUACAGAGUUGUACUCGGAAUAAGGAUACUGUUUGCGGAUGUCAUCCGGGUCGGUUCCAAGUCAAGGUUGCCAGUACUUUCAUAUGCAAAAACUGCAGCCACUGCUUGAAUGGAACUGUAAGCAUCCCAUGUAAUGGUUACAAUGACACGAUCUGCACAUGUCACUUUGGCUUUUACUUUGAUCGAGGAAGCAAGAGAUGCCUUUCCUGUGAUAUGUGCCAGGAUCCAAGCUGUAAGCAGCACUGUCCUCCUGUAUUAGAAGUUAAUAAACGACCUCGAGAAAACCAUUACUGGCUGUAUGGGAUGCUGGGACUCCUAUCUGUCGUAUGUUUGGCCGGUGCAACACUUUUCCUGGUUCGUAAUACUUUAAAGAAGUCCAUUUGGAAUGCUCACAAAGUGCUGUCCCCAAGUAACACGACAGAUCCCAAGUCUCAAAGUGAAACUCUAUUGCUUGAUAAAACUGAGGACUCACAGACAGUGAAUUCUACAUCAGGAAACAUGAUCCAUUAUGUGCAGGAGACUGAUGGGCCCCUCUGCAAGUCUCUCCCAUUGCCUGACGUCACACAAGAAACUCGCCUACAGUGUUUUCAGGAUCCAGUGGAACUUUAUAGUCUUGUCGACAGCAUCCCUAUGCCCCGCUGGAAGGAGUUUGCCAGGCGUUUGGGCCUCAGUGAUAAUGACAUUGACAGAUCCGAAAGGGAUAACCGGCGUUACAGGGAUGCGCAAUACGACAUGCUUCUGACCUGGAAGGACAGGGUGGGAUUUUCUGGUGCCACAAGAGAUGCAGUUUGUAAAGUCCUGAGGGAAAUGGAAUUAGCGACAUGUAUAGAAAAAAUCCAGGAAUAUCUCUAGUUGCCAGUGUUUGUGUCAUCAGAAACUCUAAGACCAGAGGACUUCAGCCACCACCUUGUCUGUAGUUCUGAACCUGCAAGUUCUGCUUUGUACAGUACUUCAUAUAUCACAUGUCAUUUUGAACCUAUUUUUAGUUUUUUCUUUUGCCAAACUGUGUCUUUUUUUUAAAAAACAAGUGUAAAUAGGUGCUACAUUAGGUGCUACAUUACCUUCGGCUUCUACAAAAGUGCCCGUUUUCCAUUUUAUCCAAUUCCUAGACCAAGUGUCAUGCCAGGACUCUCGUUGCCUUGUGAUUGCAAACUCUACUGGACAAGGAUACUGUGCUGGGAAAUUUUCUACAACCAUGUGUGAAUCUUGUAGUUUUGUUAUAAAAAGAAAAAAAAAAAAGAAUAAAGACAUAGGAUGAAUGUA